AUGCCACCUACAAUUCUUCAAGAACUUGACACUAUCUACCCUGAUAAAGGCCCAAAAAUAACUGCCAACCUACAAGGCAAAAUCCUUAUUAUCGAAGCUAUAAUUACAAAAGCCCAUGAAAUUGCAGCUCGACGCCUGGAAGUGUAUAUUGACCAAGAGAUCAUGAAGAUGGGUCUAGCAUUUGAAAUUCUUAACUCGGGAGAAGCACGAACAACGAGUGGAACGUUUGUGAAAGAACCAGAUGCUAGUUUCACGCUUUCCGAUCACGACUGGCCGAUCCUAGUGAUAGAGGCUGGGGUAUCCGAAUCUGAUACCAAAUUAAAGAUGGAUGCUAGAGGAUGGUUAGAGUCCGCAGGAUCGGAAACAAAAGUUACUAUAACGAUAAUAAUUAAUCGGCAUUCCCCCCAAAUCGAUUUUAAAAAAUGGGAACACUCCACGUCAAUACAAAACAGAAACUGUCCACGCCAGAUAUUCCAAUGGCAUCGCCGAUAUUACAGGCGACAUGACCAUACCAUUCGAAAAGAUAGUCGGAAGGAAACCCCGCAAUGCUAA
Messenger RNA from Trichophyton benhamiae CBS 112371, 552 nucleotides. RefSeq lists its product as uncharacterized. Bases 1 to 552 code for a protein of 183 amino acids. The record is from RefSeq and is a predicted model, not a curated record. The transcript has a single exon. Lineage: Eukaryota; Fungi; Ascomycota; Eurotiomycetes; Onygenales; Arthrodermataceae.